AUGAUGAGCAGCAACACGGGUGCGCUGCGCGGCGCCGUUCGGGCGAGGGGCGUCGUUCGUACAGGAGUGCUGGCUGAGGUGGCUACCGCGCCGAGGUGCCUCGACCGGCGCCAUGCAGCAUCCAUCACUAAGCAGGACAGGGUCCGCGCCGAGCUGAUGAGCCACUUGCGCCAGGCGGAGAUCAAGGGCUGGAGCAAGGACGAGAUACAGAACUACCCCUGGGCCGACCCCGUCAACCGCGACGAGGCCCUGAAGGUGAUGGACGAGGUCAACAGGCUCAGGCUCGACGUCGAGGAGAUCUAUUACAACUCGCCGGCCGGUGUGCUGUACCAGCAGGCCCUCGCGCACGAGCCUGGUAGCUGCAUCGUGUCCUCUGGGGCGCUAGCGGUGUGCAGCGGCGUCAAGACUGGCCGGUCGCCGAUGGACAAGCGCGUGGUCGUGGAGGAGGACUCGAAGGACGAUGUGUGGUGGGGCAAGGUGAACAUCGAGUUGACAGAGGACGCCUUCCUGACGAACCGCGAGCGCGCUGUCGACUACCUGAACACCCGCGAGCGCCUGUACGUGAUCGACGGCUUCGGCGGCUGGGACAAGGACUAUAGAGUGCCAGUGCGCGUGAUAACCACUCGGGCAUACCACGCCCUCUUCAUGCAGAACAUGCUGGUGCCGCCGACGAAGGAGGAGCUUUCAGAAAAGUUUCAAGACCCCUUCGUGAUCUACAACGCUGGCGUUUUCCCCGCGAAUCGCCGCACGCAGGGCAUGACCUCCUCUACCUCCGUCGCUGUCUCGUUUAAGCGCAAAGAGAUGGUGAUCCUGGGGACCCAAUACGCGGGGGAGAUGAAGAAGGGCGUCUUCACUGUCAUGAACUACCUCAUGCCGCUGCAGCCCAGGCGAGAUCUGCCGCCUGCCGAGCGCGCCCUGCCGCUGCACGCGUCCGCCAAUAUCGGGCCCGACAACGACGUGUCCAUCUUCUUCGGCCUGAGCGGGACUGGGAAGACCACGCUCAGCGCGGACCCGAAGCGCGACCUCAUCGGAGACGACGAGCACGUGUGGACCACGAAGGGCGUCUUCAACAUUGAGGGCGGCUGCUACGCCAAGACCAUCGAUCUCUCUCCAGAGAAGGAGCCAGAGGUGCACGCGGCCAUCCGGUACGGCUCUGUCCUCGAGAACGUUGUUUGGGAUGAGGCCACUGGUGAAGUGGACUACAGCGAUGUCUCGCUGACGGAGAACACACGCGCGUCCUAUCCGCUGCAGUUCAUGCACAAUGCUCGCAUCCCAGCCACAGUUGAUUAUCAGCCCCAGCGUGUGAUUCUCCUGACGUGUGACGCUUUCGGUAUCUUGCCCCCCAUCUCGAAGCUGACUCCAGAGCAGGUUAUGUACCACUUCAUCUCUGGUUACACUGCCAAGGUAGCCGGCACGGAGAUGGGCGUCACGGAACCCCAGGCCACCUUCUCAGCGUGUUUCGGUGCCCCCUUUCUGGUGUGGCACCCCUACGUUUACGCGGAGAUGCUGGCUGCGAAGCUCGAGAAGAGCGGAGCGCCCGCGUACCUUGUGAACACGGGCUGGACCGGCGGGGCGUAUGGUGUUGGCAGCCGCAUGAGCCUGAAGGACACACGGCAGCUCAUCGACGCCAUCCACGACGGCUCUUUGGAUGGCAUGCGGUGGGAAGAGAUGCCCAUCUUCGGCCUGCAGGUGCCCUCGACGGGUAUCAAGGACGUGCCGCUCGAGACUCUCCAGCCGCUGAAGGCGUGGCAGAAGAACGGGCAGUCCCAGGGUAAGUUCCAGGAGACGGCGACCGGCCUGGCGAAGCUGUUCCAGGGCAAUUUCCAGGAGUACGCCGACCUGUGUUCCCCGGCGGUCCUCGCCGCUGGGCCCAGUGCCUGA
This is a messenger RNA of Prorocentrum cordatum, 1881 nucleotides long. Lineage: Eukaryota; Dinophyceae; Prorocentrales; Prorocentraceae. The record is from the annotation of a GenBank genome assembly.